Acyrthosiphon pisum (pea aphid) is the source of this 2567-nucleotide messenger RNA. RefSeq lists its product as uncharacterized. The coding region runs from base 390 to 812 and encodes 140 amino acids. Lineage: Eukaryota; Metazoa; Arthropoda; Insecta; Hemiptera; Aphididae. The record is from RefSeq and is a predicted model, not a curated record. The transcript is spliced from 6 exons.
UUGUUUUUACUUUCUGUCCAGCGUCUACUACCUUGUCAUGUGUAUUUUUAAAAGUAAAAUGAACUGUACAUUUUUAAUUGUACCUAGUGUUGUUUUAAGUGUUAUUACCAUUUUUGAACGGUUGUUGUUGUUGUUAUUGUUUUCAUACUUCAUCAAAAUGGUUUUAAUGUGCUCAGUUUCACUUUGUAAAAGUGUUUCAUUGAAACAACACAAUGUUAAACUACAAAAGUUUGCUACAUCAGAAGAACUUAAGCAUAAAUGGCUAGAUAGUAUUGAGUCAUACUAUCCUAAUUUUAAAAUUAGCAAAUUCAGUUUAGUGUGUAGUAAACAUUUUGCUGAAAUCGAUUUUAUUAAAACCACUAGAUCAAAAUCGUUUUCACUACGUAAAGAUGCAGUACCCUCGUUGUUUGACGUUGAAGAAUGUGUGCAUGUUUUCAAUGAUAGUGAACAUCAAGUUUAUGGUGAUUCUAGUAUUAUUAGCCUAUCUACUGUUGAUGUUAUGGAAGUUGAACCAACAUAAUAUUCAUUUUGUAAAGAUGCAGUACCUACGUUGUUUGACGAUGAAGAAUGUGUGUAUGUUUUUAAUGAUAGGUAGUGAACUUUAUGGUGAUUCUAAUAUUCCUAGCACAUCUAUUAUUGAUGUUAUGGAAACUUCCACAGGUGUAACUACACCACCAAAGAUGAGUAAUAAUUCCAAUAUUUCUGGACCAUCAAACGUUGAUGUUAUAGAAACUUCUAUUUUGGAUAUUCAAGUACCAGUAACUCCAAAAGGAAUGAUGAAUACCACCAAUAAGUCCAUGGAAAGAAAAUAGGUCUAUCUUAAAGGCAGCUAGCAGAUUUAUCAUUUAUAUUGGUUACUUUUUAUAAAACCCUAUGAACAAUUCAAUUACAAUCUCAUAAAAAUAAAAGUAAAGAUUUAUUUCAAAAUACAAAAUUGAUGACACUUAAGACAUAACAUUCACUCUUCUUCUUAAUUGUAUAACGCAUCCAUUGACCAAAAGAGAUGUGCAGAGCAAUGGGUUCAAAGACCACCAGACCAUCAUGUUGACUUGAUUCUUGAUGCAUUUAUUUUGACUGUUCACUGCCACCAAAUUUGAUCGCCCAUAAAAAGGCAAGCUGCACCAGGCAAAUAACUAUGGAUAUGGGAUACAAUUUGCUGUCCUUAGGUAGAGCAAUACUAAAUGGAUUCGAACAUAGUUAUUACUCAUUACUAGCCAUCUUUGACUCAGGCCAUGUCGAACUUUUCAGUGAUGAGAAGUACCUCAAAUUAUGGUUUGUGGAUAGGAAGGUUAGUUGACACAGUCAUCCUUUUUCUCAACCAUUCAACAUGAUAUGCAUUUACCCAAAAAUGAUGAGUAUAUAUAUUGAUAAGAUUGCGUGGGUUCAGUUGAUUUGAUUGCACGUCAGUGUCCUAUGCAUAUGUUGCUGAACCGCGGGUUCGAAAACCUUUGCAUUAUUUUUUAAUUAAUACUCUAUGCAUUUUCUUUGAUCCACUCCCUUCAAAUUUGAGCACCUAAAAGAUGUUCCAACAUGAGACGAGACCGUGUCAAUCUUUCGAUUUUUGGGAAUUCAAAGUAUAUCAAUAAAUCAAUAUGGUAAGCAUAAAUUAUGAAAAGUAAAAUUAAUAUUGUAAUUGUAAUUGUAUCUGUCAAGAUAUGUUUUAAAAUUUGUUACUAUAAACAUUGGUUAAAUAAUACACAAAUCGACCACACAUAUAGAAAAAAUGGCAUUCACCAAUUAGAUUCAACUGAUAGAUAUAUAAUCUGGUAUGGAAUAUUGUUUUUUUUAAAUCAUAAUAAUCUUUCCUUUAAAUCUAUUUUACAAAAAUGUUUUCUAUAUUUUUAGUGAAAGAAUAUUUAAACAGAAUUGGAACAAUAGAAGGUUCAAGAUACUUCCACAAGAAAGUCCAACAACUACCAAAACAAUAUAUGAUGAGUUGUUCAUUAUAAUCGGAGAUAUAUCGACAAAUCUAAAAUUCUUCUAAUGAUAGUUCACAAUAUUAUUCUUAUUAUUUGGUGGGUCAUGAACACGCUCAUGGGCAAUACUAGAAAAAAGUCGGGGCUAUGAAAAUGGACAUUGGCUCCCUUAUUUGGCUCAUUAUUUAUACCCACAGUAGUAAUCCUUGAUUCACAACAUUUAUUAUCAAGCUGCUGUUACGUUAAUUUAUAUCAUCUUGUAUAAUACAAACCGAUUUUAAAAAUAUAAGUAACCUCACAAUAUAAAAAUAAAAUAAUACAUUAAAAAAAUGUAUGAAUAUAUAAUUUGGAUACUACCAUAAAAAUAAUGCCGCUUAGUGCAUGACAGGCAGCGCUCAUUUUUUGUGCCCGCAAGCCACAACUAUAAACAUCAUCAUAGGUCAAGCCAAAAUAUAUCAAAAAAAUUGUCCUCCACCCAAAAAAUAAUUCUUUUUUUCUUUACCAGUUGUGUAGUAAAUGAAUUUCAAGAAUACUAAUCCUGAAUAUAGUACUCAAUCUGUAUUACUCAUAUAAGUAAAACAUUGUACCUAUUUACUUUGUAGGUAUUACAUUUUAAUAGAAAUAAUAUAAUACAUAUUAUAUAUUUUAUUA